This is a messenger RNA of Asparagus officinalis (garden asparagus), 636 nucleotides long. RefSeq lists its product as uncharacterized. Bases 1 to 636 code for a protein of 211 amino acids. Lineage: Eukaryota; Viridiplantae; Streptophyta; Magnoliopsida; Asparagales; Asparagaceae. The record is from RefSeq and is a predicted model, not a curated record. The transcript has 2 exons.
AUGUGGAUACAAUUACCUGCUCUUAAGCUGAAUUUAUGGAAUGAGAAGGGAAUUAGCAAAAUUGCAAGUUUAAUUGGUAGACCUAUAGCUACAGAUAAGCUAACUGCAAAUAGGCAAAGAUUGGCCUAUGCUAGGGUGUUAAUAGAAGUGAAAUUACCCAGUGCCCUUCCUGAUCAGAUUACAGUGAAUGGUCCAAAUGGUAAGCAAUACAACCAGAAGAUCAUCUAUGAGCUAAAACCAAGGUGGUGUGAUCAUUGCAAACAGGUUGGUCAUGAUAUUCAAAAUUGUAGAAGAAAGCCUGUAAUUCAGAAAUGGGUCCCUAAGCUAAAUACUGUGGCUGGUCUGGUUCUUAAAGAGAACAACCCUGGAAGUAUGAGGAGUCAGGACAAUAUUAACAUGCAAAGGGGGAUUGCUGAUAUUUCAGGACCUGAUACUGGAGGGUUUGUGCAUGUUGUGCAUGCCAAACCUAGACCAAACUCUAGAAUCAAUCCUUCACUUGCUGCUGCACCUUUGGCUCAUAUACAAAAAAGUAAUAAGGUGAUGAAUCCCUUGCAUGUAAAUCCUUUCUCAUCUUUGCUAAAUGAGGUAAAUGAUGCUGAUCCCUCUACAAUUGAUAGGGGGGAUAUAGCACUAUGA